Messenger RNA from Octopus bimaculoides (California two-spot octopus), 838 nucleotides. RefSeq lists its product as uncharacterized. The record is from RefSeq and is a predicted model, not a curated record. Lineage: Eukaryota; Metazoa; Mollusca; Cephalopoda; Octopoda; Octopodidae.
ACAAAAUGGUCAUAAACAACAACCAAUUCUUCUUCUGCCACCAGUUAUAAUUCAGUGCUCCCUACAAGCUCAGAGCAAUGCAAAGCCAAAGCCAAAGCCAAAAUCUAAAUCUGGGAAACCUGGAAAUUCAGAACCAGAAAAGCCUACAAAGAAAGAUCAUGGGGCCGAAUCUCCAAAGAAACCAGAAGCUAUCACACAACCUCGUGCUAAUUUUCUAUUGAUGGCACUGGAUUGGUUAAAGAACAAUGUAGUCAUCUCUGACGAUACUAUGAAGAAGACCUGGAAUACGUUUACCGAUAUUCUUAAGGAAGAUAAAAUAAUGCAAAAUGACAACUGGCAACAACAACUAAUAUUUCUUAUUUCGCAGAAUGCUCACCUUACUGAUUUUGUUCACAAUCUAAACAAGAUGCUACAUAUCUACCCUUGGUUGUUCAAUGGAUUAGCAAUGAACCUACCUAACUACACAGUUGAACAUUUCAAGCACUGGUUACAUAUGUCUACAUCACAACUACCCUACCUGGGUUACCAGCCAGGACAUGGAUUGCAGCACCCUUACCACCCUGGAGUAUACAACCAAAUGUACCAGAUGCCACACAACUACAAAAUGUCUCCACAUCUCUUCCACCAGAGUACCCAUCACUUGAAUCCAGGAAUGACCAACAGUGGCUUCUCCAACAUCAACGGCUGCCCAGUGGUCAAUGUGACCUUUAACCUCCAAAUCAAUAGCAAAGGUCACUGUUGGACCUCAGUAACAGCCCCACAGCAAAGUCUAAAGAAUUUCUUCAUUUUGGCCGCUUACCAAAACAAAUGCUUCAAGUAAGUGAAUGUUGUUGUUGUU